AUGGCCAACUCACUAGCCGUGAGAAAAGCAUGGGAGAAACCAGUCUUUAUGGGAGACAGAGAGCUAGGAAAAGCUCGAGUGGCUGUCUCCAGUGGCUAUGAGUCAGCACGCCUUGAGGCCGAAUCAGCAAAACAGGCUCAGACGAUCAAGGAUUUGUUGCAAGACCUCACCAGGACUCGGUCAGAAAUACGCCAAGAGCGAGAGGCCAAUCGGAGACUCAACAAAAGUCUCGCUGAGUUACGUUGCAAAGAAAGAGAUGGGCUAGCUCAAUACGACCAAGUACUACAAGAAAAGGACCAAGCCCUUGCAAAACUCGAUGAACUGCAAGCCUUGGUCAUCCAUCAAGAGGCGAGGAUCAAAGAGGCUCAAAAGUACAGUGAAGAUAUGAGCCAGGCAGUCCAGAAGCAAAGCGAAGCGCUUGCCCGUCACGUCCGGGAAGCCAAAAGGGAAUUAUGUAGAGAUCAAGACCUGCCUGUGGGUUUCUUUAGGCUUUUCCGUUUCUGUCAAAAGUUGCUUCGUAGUAUGGAAUAG
Sphenostylis stenocarpa is the source of this 531-nucleotide messenger RNA. Lineage: Eukaryota; Viridiplantae; Streptophyta; Magnoliopsida; Fabales; Fabaceae. The record is from the annotation of a GenBank genome assembly.